AUGCCUCCUAGUAUCAUAGACAGGGAGCAACAAGUUUUUGGCGAGGGCCGUCGCGACACUAGCUUGAAGGCAAACUGGCGUAUCUUCGCCAUCACGCUAUACUUGGGCACUUCGCUCUUCGAGUAUGGUUUUGACAAAGGCGCCAUUGCGGGCUUCCAGGCCAUGCCUGGUUUCCUACAGGUCUUUGGCUACCAGACUCUAGAUGGAAAUUGGGCUAUCCAUUCCGGGCCUCAGCAGAUUAUCUCCUCGUUCAUGGUCCUAGGCAAUAUGAUCGGCUCCGCCUCCACUGGAUUCAUUGGUUCUUACAUCGGGCGCCGCUAUGCCUUGAUGUUAGGGUCACUACUCGUGAUUGUCUCGACAGUCAUCAUGUCCGAGACAACCUCGAUGGGAGCGCUCUACUUUUCUAGACUCCUCAUUGGUAUCGGCAAUGGCAUACUACUCAACUUCACGGUAUUGUACCUGCAGGAGUGUACCCCCGCGUACUUUCGUGGCUUAUGUAUGAGUAUGGUGACUUGCUGGAUUGUGAUUGGAACUACGAUUGGCAUGGUAGUCAACAAUAAAACCGCCAGCAUUAUGAGCCGCCAAGCCUAUCAGAUUCCCCUCUACAUCUGUUACCCGGCUCCAGUUAUCCUCAUUCUGACACUGCCAUUCUUCCCUGAAACCCCUCGCUGGCUGCUGCAUCGUGGAAAACCCGACGAGGCCUUCCGCAGCCUGCAAUUUUUCCGCAGGGGCACUUAUGAUGAAGUUGCACUGCGGGAGGAGUUUGAGGAGAUGAAGGCUGCUGCAAGACGCCAAAGAGAGGUCCAGACAAGCUGGAUUACAUUCUUCAAACUCUUCCGCGGUCCUAAUUUGCGGCGGACGAUGGUUGCCGUCGGUGUUGGCACUACGAAUGCUGCUAUAGGGGCAAUGUUCGUUCUUGCUUUCGGUACCUACUUUUUUGAAGUGGCUGAGGUCUCUGAUCCGUUCCAAUGGAUUAUCGUCACCAAUUGUAUUGGUAUCGCUGGUCUGCUUUUGACCUGGGCGGUUGUCACCCGCGUUGGCCGUCGGCAAAUCAUUCUCGUUGGUUGUGCUCUUUGCACAACUACCAUGCUCAUCAUGGCCUCCGUCUUCGCCGCACCCAAUGUUGAUAAAGCCAGCAAAGACAUUGCUCUCAUCGUUACCGUAUCAGUGUAUAUAUUCGGCUUCAAUUUUGGCGUAGAACCUUACGUCUACCUCGUUGCCGGUGAGAUACCUUCCCAGCAGCUCCGUGGCUAUACCCUGGGCUUCUCGACCACUGUCAGCUUUUUCUUUGGGUGGUUGACCGCCUUUACAACGCCUUACUUUAUUAACCCGACAGAGCUUAACUGGGGCCCCAAGUAUGGGUACGUGUGGUUCGGGAGCGGCCUCAUAACUACUGCCUUUAUAUGGUAUUGCUUGCCUGAAGUGCGAGGCCGGACCCUCGAGGAAAUUGAUGAGAUGUUCCGCAAUAAUGUGCCCACGAGAGAGUUCUCCAAGUAUGUGUGUAUAGAGAACCUCGAAGCACAGGAAAGGGGCAGGAAGGAAGUCAAGGCUGAAGACAAUCCCACCGAGGCGCACGUUGAGGUAGUCCAGUAA
Penicillium robsamsonii is the source of this 1593-nucleotide messenger RNA. Its product is annotated as sugar porter (SP) family MFS transporter. Gene Ontology annotation, biological process: carbohydrate transport; transmembrane transport. Gene Ontology annotation, molecular function: carbohydrate:proton symporter activity. Lineage: Eukaryota; Fungi; Ascomycota; Eurotiomycetes; Eurotiales; Aspergillaceae. The transcript has 4 exons. Gene Ontology annotation, cellular component: membrane. The coding region runs from base 1 to 1593 and encodes 530 amino acids. The record is from RefSeq and is a predicted model, not a curated record.